AUGAUUGCGGUCGGUAUGCAUGUAGAGAUCAAACGGAGUGACGGCCGAAUACACGGGGCAGUCAUUGCAGAAGUCAAGUCAAACGGUCGAUUCAUGGUUGAAUGGUACGAAAAGGGUGAGACAAAAGGAAAAGAAUCAUCGUUGGACGAACUGCUCAAGCUGAAUCCCACUUUGCAAACACCUAAACCUGCUCCUCCACAACCACCACCACCACAAAAAACGCUUCAAACAUCUACGGCAGUGAAUAGAAUGAACAAUACUAUGCAGAAUAUGUUGCUAGAAGAUGAAGAUACGUUUUUGUUGGAUCAUCUGAAAAAUAAUGCUGCAGUCAACAACAAGCGUCAAUCCGGAAUCUUCAUGCAAAAUGUUCCUAUCCGAUCAUCAUCACCACCUGAAAAGCCCGCUCCAGCCAGACGUGCUCCAUCUCCGACAGAGAAGCCAGUACCGGCUAGACGAGCACCAUCGCCAACGGAAAAGCCCGCUCCGACACGACGUGCAGCAUCUCCAAAAGCUGAGAGAUUUGCCGUGCCUGCUCCUCCGAAGACGACUCGUUCCACAGCUAACCAAUCUGUGGUCGCUGCACCUCCAGCCCCAGUUGAAGUUCCGAAACUUUCCAGACGCUCUGUGGCUCCACAGCCUGUAGCAGCUCCAGCACCACCUCCUGUCAUUAUGAAUGCACCAAGAGCUCCAUCACCGGUUGCUCGUGUUCCGUCUCCCAAGAAUGUUCCGAGAUCUUAUCCUCAACAGGAAGUUUCACCUUCAAAUGCAAAUUUCGCUUUUGCCGAAAUGAUUCGCAAUUACAGAGCACAGGUAUCGUAUCGAAAAGGGGCAAUUAAAAUCACAUCGUGUUUUCAGAUUGACUAUCGUCCGCUCGGUAUGUUCGACAGCGUGAAUGAGAACCGUAUUUCGGUUUGUGUUCGAAAACGGCCGCUGAAUAAGAAGGAGUUUACGAAGAAUGAAGUCGAUGUUAUCACUAUUCCGUCUCGAGAUAUUACAAUUCUUCAUCAGCCGCAGACACGUGUCGAUUUGACCAAGUAUCUAGACAAUCAGAAGUUCCGAUUUGACUACUCUUUCGAUGAGUAUGCGAACAAUGAACUCGUUUAUCGUUUCACUGCUGCUCCGCUUGUGAAGACAAUCUUCGAUAACGGAAAUGCCACAUGUUUCGCCUAUGGUCAAACCGGGUCUGGAAAAACACACACAAUGGGCGGUGACUUUUCGGGCAAGAAACAGAACGCUGCAAUGGGAAUUUAUGCGUUGACAGCGAGAGACGUCUUUCGAAUGCUCGAGCAGCCUCAGUACCGCCGAAAAGAUCUUUCUGUGCACUGUGCAUUUUUCGAGAUUUAUGGAACUAAGACGUUUGAUUUACUCAACGAAAAGGCCGAGCUGAGAGUUUUGGAGGACAAAAUGCAAAAAGUACAAGUUGUGGGAUUGAAAGAGGAACAAGCUAUGAACGAGGGUGAUGUUCUGGAGCUCAUCAAUAAGGGAACACUUGUUCGUACUGCUGGAACCACUUCAGCCAAUGCCAACUCAUCGCGUUCCCAUGCAAUUUUCCAGAUUAUUCUCCGACAAGGAAAGAAAGUGUGGGGCAAGUUCUCUUUGAUUGACUUGGCUGGAAACGAACGAGGACAAGACACACGAGAAUGUGAUCGCGAUACAAGAAAAGAGGGAGCUAACAUCAAUCAAUCCCUUCUGGCUUUGAAGGAAUGCAUUCGAGGAAUGGCUCGCAAUAGUUCCCAUGUUCCGUUCAGGCAGUCCAAGUUGACGAUGGUUUUAAGAGACAGUUUUAUUGGUGAGAAGUCGCGUACAGUGAUGAUUUCAAUGAUAUCGCCUGGAAUCUCGUCCAGUGAUCACACUCUCAACACUCUCCGUUACGCGGAUCGGUUAGUAAGCAUUGUUGUAAUUGAUGCAAUUAUUUGUUUUUCUAGUGUCAAAGAGAUGGGAACCGAUGGAAGUGGUGAAGCGACUCCAAUUCGUGACGAAGAACUAUUCAUUCCACCGUGCCUCGAUAAAUCCGACGAUGAAUAUGACUUGGAAACGGAAAAGCUAGAACAUCGGCGUUUAGCAGUGGAUCAUUUGCGGAAUCUCAAAGAAAUGACCGAAAAACUAUCUCGCGAAUCGAUUUCUGCUUUGUCCAAUGAAGCCAGUGCUGCACAGAAAGCCGAGUGUCUCGCAAAACUCGAUCAACUAGCCCAAAUCAUCUCGAACACUCGUGCCGCUGUUGAAAAUGUUUGA
This is a messenger RNA of Caenorhabditis briggsae, 2232 nucleotides long. RefSeq names its product Protein CBR-KLP-7 (gene Cbr-klp-7). Gene Ontology annotation, molecular function: microtubule binding; ATP binding; microtubule motor activity. Gene Ontology annotation, biological process: microtubule-based movement. Lineage: Eukaryota; Metazoa; Nematoda; Chromadorea; Rhabditida; Rhabditidae. Bases 1 to 2232 code for a protein of 743 amino acids. The transcript is spliced from 7 exons. The record is from RefSeq and is a predicted model, not a curated record.